Messenger RNA from Anopheles marshallii, 4983 nucleotides. RefSeq names its product 5'-3' exoribonuclease 1 (gene pcm). Gene Ontology annotation, molecular function: 5'-3' RNA exonuclease activity; RNA binding. Lineage: Eukaryota; Metazoa; Arthropoda; Insecta; Diptera; Culicidae. The coding region runs from base 1 to 4983 and encodes 1660 amino acids. The record is from RefSeq and is a predicted model, not a curated record. The transcript has 9 exons. Gene Ontology annotation, biological process: rRNA catabolic process; nuclear-transcribed mRNA catabolic process. Gene Ontology annotation, cellular component: nucleus.
AUGGGUGUACCGAAGUUUUUUCGCUAUAUGAGCGAAAGAUACCCUUGUUUAUCUGAGCUGCUGCGUGAAAACCAAGUGCCAGAAUUCGACAACCUCUAUCUGGAUAUGAACGGCAUCAUCCACAACUGUUCGCACCCCAAUGAUGCAGACAUCAACUUCCGGAUACAGGAGGAAGGCAUAUUUGAGGCUAUAUUUCAUUAUGUAGAGUUUUUAUUUAAGCUCAUUCGACCACAAAAAGUGUUCUUCAUUGCCGUUGAUGGUGUGGCACCGCGCGCCAAAAUGAACCAACAGCGUGGUCGGCGUUUCCGCUCAGCGCUUGAAGCACACGAACUGUUAGAAAGGGCAAAGGCAAACGGUGAUCCAAUCCCUUCGGAUAGUCCGUUCGAUAGCAAUUGCAUAACGCCGGGGACACCGUUUAUGGUGCGGCUACAGAAAGCGCUGGAGCAUUUUAUUCAAGUGAAGAUCGCUACAGAUCGUCUUUGGAAGGCAUGCACUGUUAUUCUCAGUGGUCAUGAGACGCCAGGGGAAGGAGAACAUAAAAUCAUGGAGUACAUUAGGCACGCGAAAGCUCAGCCCGGGUUUAACCCAAACUUACGCCAUUGUUUAUAUGGCUUAGAUGCUGAUCUGAUUAUGUUGGGACUGUGCACACACGAACGCUACUUCUCGCUCUUGCGAGAGGAAGUAAAAUUUGGCAAAACCGACAAAAAGGAGACGGUCCUUAAGGACAUUCGGUUCUAUCUGUUGCAUCUGACGCUGUUGAGCGAGUAUUUGGUGCUAGAAUUCGCAAGCAUUCGUGACCGGCUACGGUUUCCGUUCGACAUAAACAAACUCAUCGAUGACUGGGUAUUGAUGGGUUACUUGGUUGGAAAUGAUUUCAUUCCUCAUAUGCCACAUCUGCACAUCAACGAAAAUGCACUCCCUAUUCUGUACAGCGCGUACAAGGAUGUAUUACCCGAGAUGGACGGAUACAUUAACGAGGGAGGAAUACUAAACUUGCCUCGGCUACAGAUGUUAAUGAGGCAUCUAGCGCAUAUAGACCGGAAAAUAUUUCGCGAUCGUUACACCGAGCUGAAAUAUUUAGAGGAAAAGUGUGGUAAAAAUAAUUUGGAAGCUUUUGAUGUGAAUGCGGAUGAGAUUAUUGCCUCGAGUGAAAUGGACAAAGACUUGGUGGCACUUAUCAUGUCUUCGGAAAUGUUGGACUCUGAUGGAGAAGAUUAUGAAGCACCGGUAACGCUGGAUGACAUCGAGAACGAUCCCGAAUUGUUUGAGAAGGAGUUCCAGAGCUACAAACGAAAUUAUUAUAUGACGAAGAUGGGAUACGCGGAUUUCACUGAGGAGGUUCGAGCGGAACAAACGGAAUGCUAUAUCCGAGCUCUGCAAUGGACGCUGCACUAUUACUAUCGAGGUGUGGUAUCAUGGUCGUGGUAUUACCCUCAUCAUUAUGCACCGUUUAUCAGUGAUGUGGAUAAUUUCGCCGAUCUCAAGCUGGAGUAUGAAACGGCGCGACCAUUCUUGCCUUUCCAGCAGCUACUGAGUGUGCUUCCUGCAGCCAGUAGACAACAUUUGCCGUCGGCUUAUCACGAUCUCAUGAUCAACGCCAACAGCCCAGUAUAUGACUUCUAUCCAACGGAUUUCAGAACCGAUUUGAAUGGAAAGCAACAGACAUGGGAAGCGGUUGUGCUGAUUCCGUUUAUCGAUGAAAAGCGUUUGCUAAAAGCCAUGGGUCCGUGCGAUGCGUUCUUAACUGAUGAAGAGAAACAACGGAACGUUCAUGGACCGAUGCUAAAAUAUCAAUACGAUGCCAAGCAAACGGCUCCGCUUGAGGCAAAGUAUGGAUUUUCGCGUAUCGAGGAGCUGUCGGUCAGACGGAGCGAAAUGUGGCGCGAUAACCUACACGUACCCGAUAACAAGCUGGUGCUUGGGCCUUCGCAAGGUGCCGUAUUGCACGGUUAUGCGAAAGGAUUUCCCACGUUUCAGCAUUUGCCUCAUCAUGGUGAAUUGAAGAGUUUGCAUGUAAAAAUAUUUAAUUUUGCUAGUAAAAACGACAGCAUGGUGGUAGUGUUGGAUCCACCGAAGGACCAGAAAUCAGAACUAGACACUGCGGAACUGGCAAAGAAUUUACUAGGUAAAAUCGUGCAUGUAAGCUGGCCCCACCUAAUGGAAGCCAUUGUGGUGCGGGUGUCGGAUCGAUUAAAAACGUACGAACGGAACACCGAACCAUUACAGACGGAUGAAAGAUCGUUCAAAAUGUCGUGUCUUUCAAUUACCGAACACAACAACAACCGUCUGGCGAUAGAUGUCGGCGCGAUCAAGCAACUGAUACAUGUUAGAAUUGCUGUCGGUACAGAAUAUGUUUUGCAGAAUUAUGGGUUCGUGUUGAAAAAAUUGUGGCACAACGUUACCAUGGCGUAUCCGGCACAGACUAUUGUUUAUGAUCUACAAGACGUAAUGAAGCAAGAAAAAGCAUAUCUGGAGAUGAAUGAAAUGUUUCCACAGGAAUGUGUGACAUUCCUGCGAGCGACUGAAUUCUACGGCAGUUUGGGCCACGUGGUGGACGUUUCAGCAACAACGAAACGUGUACAGGCAAAGUUUCUUGUUUUCGAGGAGCCGGAUCUGAGCCAGGUGUUUUAUGUGCACCGUCAGUCGUUGCAGGCGUAUCGGAAUGCCAAUGACACAUCCGCUAUGCUCGGUAUUUCGGUAGGAUUGCUGUUACAGUUGACCGGAUCACUGCUGGUUGCGCCCGGUGGGCAUCGUGCGCUAAACGUAGGUGACAAAACGGUCAAUAUAGGAUUGCGGCUUCGCAUGAUGUCGAAGGACGAAGAAACGGUUGGCUACUGUCGCAAAGUGAACAAAAUGUGGCUGUUUUCAGAGAAAACCGUCAAGCUUAUCGAAAAGUACCUCGAGCAGGUUCCCGAUUUGUUUGAAAAGUUCAAACGCAUGGGUAAAACAAACAUUUACUUCGAGACGGAUUUGUUUGGCGAAGGGAAUGAAGGUAAGCUGAAGGAGCUGAACAACUGGCUGAACUUGCAAGACCACAUAAAUGCCGAACGACGGAGCUGCGGCAUCAUCUCUCUGGAACAGAAUGCAAUCCAAAAGCUGAAUGAAAUCAUCAAUAAGUAUGGGAACAUGCACCAACCCAAAGUGCAGACAAUGUUCGUUGAUCCAAAGGAUUUAUAUCGGCCCGGUAUGAAAAACUCGAAAGUGAUUGACCCGGCUGCUACUUUUGAGCUGCUAGAUCGCGUGAUUGUGGUACAAGACAAAGAGGAUGUCCCGGUCGGAGCACGGGGUACCAUCAUUGGUAUACAUCGUGUGUCGGAUCCUAAUCCGGUGCGCCGAGAAGCUGUCGGACAGGAUGAUAUUAAUUUGGAAAUUUUGUUUGAUAAACCUUUUGCGAAGGGUGCAUGUAUUUCGGAUGUUCCCAGUACUGAGAAGCGUGUGAUGCGCCUCGCACAGGGUGCAAUAAUGAACAUUUCUUAUGGUAAAGCGUCGGCAGGCUAUCGGUAUAAGGUACAAUGUGACAAAAACCUUAGCGAUGAGCAAGAUACUGCUUCAACUGCAGUAUUAGAUUGUGUCAAAUCUAACGCAACGGCAGAUUCAAUCCAGAGGCGCUUAAAUGAACGUAUCGGCAAGCGUACUAACGUUUGGAACAGCAAUAAUGCAUUUGUUGGAGCAUCGAUGGAUCGACCCACGCAUCGGGAUUCCACGCAGACUAAGGAAUCUGACCAACACAGAAAGAUAGAGUUCGAACGUUUGUGGAGAAAACUGAAAGAGUCGCCGAAUGAAACGGGAACUCUAUUCGAUGAUAGCGACAUUGAAAGUUUUGUACAAUCACCUCGCCAGCGAUCGGGUCAUCAGAGUCAUGAAUCGGCCACAAAUCGGUUGUCGACUGAAAACGUGUCUUGGAGAACGAAGAACGAUGCCGUUCUGAAGAAUGGUUCUAUUAUUGCUGAAACGAAUGCAGAUAACAUGGCCGGUUAUUUGAAACAAAUGCUACGCAUAGAGGAUGAAAGUGUCCAGGAUAAAAAGAUAAGUCAACCAACAACCAUGGCAGUGCCCGCCCCAACCAGUCUCCCAAAACCACCCAUUCAAUGGCAGAUGAUGUCCGCUGCGAAAAGUUCCUCCGAGAACUCUUCGACCGUUCCGUUUACAACGCACGUGAACAUACCGCAACAGCAUAUGCUUCCAAUGGUACAAUCGUCAUUAAUGCACCCGGGGUUUAGAGCUAUGAUGGGACCUCCAACGCAUGUAUAUAAUCAACACCAACAGUUGCCGUAUGCGUCAAUGCAUAUGCAACCGGCGUUCUCUUCACCAGGGAUGAACAUGCAUCAACCAUUUGGUGGGUUUCAACAACCAACGAUGGUACCACCAUUCGCUCAGCGCAUGUCUAUCCGACCUCCGAUUCCUUUUGCAACUGCUUCAACAAUGUUGCAACAACAGCCGCAGCCACAACAAAUACAAGAGCAGCAGCAUAGACAUCAACAAUAUCCUCCUACUUGGGGUCCUAAAGGACCACAGCAUUUGAGUUAUAACCAAAAUAAUCCUGCCGGAAAAGGUGCUUUUGUGCCUUUGCAGGCUAUGAAAAAGACUGUUAAAAACAAAUCUUUGAAUUGUGAUAAUUCGUCUGCUCAUAAUAGUAUGGUUGGAAACGAUGUCAAGCAUCAAGCUACGGUGGUGCCAACAUCGUCGAUGCCAGCUACAACCACAGGUAGCAACAGCUUCAAUGAGAAAAAUGCCCGCCGUAGGCAAGAGGUCGAACAGAAACAGGCGGAGGUGAAGCAAGGAUUUGCUAGCUUUCUGUCACAAAAACCGGACACAAAACAGCUGAAAAAUAAGCACAAUAGUGCUACGUUCAUUAGAAAACCACCAACUGCCGACACAAAGGAUAGAGACGAGAAGAAUGGAAACGUUACUGUCUUGAAGAACGUCAAAUCUAGACCGAAGACUCGCAUAGCUGCGCGGUUUGGUUUAACUCCCGAUGGAUAA